UUGGUCUUUAAAGCAGCGAGUAAUUUAACCAGGGUCAUUGAUUGGAAGUUCCAGGAGCGAGAGAGUCCUGCUAACUCUCUGUCUCUCUCUACUCAUCAUGGUACUGAGAAAAAGGUGCCAUUGCCAGACCAAAGCCCGCCAAAAAGUCAUAUCCUGACAUCAGCCAUUAUGUUACCAGGGACUAAAUUUAUUGUGUUGUUUAAAUUAUGGGAAUUUUACAUAUUCAUGGCCUCAGGUGACGAUGGCCCGGCCUACUGGAACAAAUUUAAUGACGUCUCGCGGGACGAGAUGACAGAAGAGCAGCGCCUCCUAUAUCAUUUACUGCGUACCUAUGACAAGUCUUCACGUCCGGUCUACAGAGCUUCUACCCCUGUAGUAAUUCGCCUUGGGAUUACCCUUACCCAAAUCCUUGAUGUGGAUGAGAAAAAUCAAAUUCUUACCACAAAUAUCUGGCUUGAUCAGGAGUGGAUUGAUGAGAAAAUGGUGUGGAACAACAUUACAGAGUUUGCUCACAUAAACAAAAUGAGGAUUCCGUGUGAUCUUCUCUGGUUACCCGACAUCGUCCUUUAUAACAGUGUGGACAAUCAUAAUAAAGGAUAUAUGAAGAGUCUUGCUUUUGUUGACAGCGAUGGAAACAUAUUCUGGCCACCCAUUGUCAAAUUCCGCAGCUCUUGCAAAAUGGACAUCACAUAUUUCCCGUUUGAUGAUCAAGUGUGUUCUUUAAAGCUCGGCUCGUGGGCAUAUGAUGGAUAUCAAGUAGAUAUAACGAACAGGAGUCUUGACAUUGACACAACUAGAUACGUAGAUAAUGGGGAAUGGACAUUAAUCGGUACUAAAGCUGUACGCAAAGUAGUCCGGUAUCCAUGUUGUCCUGAGCCAUUUCCGGAUGUGACGUUUUACGUUCACAUCAGACGCCGUGUUCUUUAUUAUGCGUUUAACGUCAUCAUACCGUGUGCUCUAUUGUCUACCCUUACUUUGACUGGAUUUAUGUUACCUCCAGAUUCAGGGGAAAAGGUCACUCUAGGACUGACAGUUCUCUUGGCGUUUUCUGUAUUUAUGUUGCUGAUAGCGGAAAAUAUGCCCGCUACUUCGGAGUACAUUCCACUCAUAGGUAUUUAUUUGACCGUGAUCAUGGCUAUGAGCGGGAUGUCAGUUGUUUGUUCUGUUCUGGUGCUAAACAUUCACCACCGCGGAGUUCUCGCUAGGAGUCCUCCAAGAGCAUUGAAAUGCUUGGCUCGAGCUUUUGCUCGGCUCUUUUGUAUGAAAGUCCAGUUAGAUGAUUCUACAAAUACAUCUAACUACCGCACCACAGUGACGUAUACACCGGCUAACUUCACGUGUAAGUCUAAUGACAACGAGAGUUUGUUGUACAACGAUAUUCAGGGACAAACGCCACUUCAUAUGGACCUACAGGAUACAGACGCUCUUAAUGACGUCAUGAACCAAAACAUGCCCCCAACUGUCCCGGGAAAAUCAAAAAUUGACAUAGAAAUACUGAGUUAUUUUAAACAGAUGAUGAGCAAUCAUGAACAAUCCUUGAUAGAAAAACAGAUUGUUCACGAAUGGCAGGAGAUAGCGCGGGUGUUAGACAAGGCGUUCUUCUGGUUGUUUUUGUUAAUAACAGUGCUAUCAACUAUAGUUAUAUUAGUCGUCAGUCCGAUGACAAAAGAAAUUAAUCUAGAGGAGAUCCAUCAUUCAUAUUAGUGACAGGAAUCAAUCUUUAGUCUUCAUUUUCAUAUUGUCUAUUAGCUACAGAACUGUAGCGUUAUGGUUUAAUAUUUUUGAUUUGACCACAACGCGUUACAGAUCCCGUAAUGAAAUAAUGUGCAAUUUACUGCGCAAGAUUUUUUGGCACAGUUGGGGAGAAUUUUUUCACUUUCCACCAAUGUUCAUUCAUUUACCUUU
Saccostrea cuccullata (small rock oyster) is the source of this 1905-nucleotide messenger RNA. Its product is annotated as neuronal acetylcholine receptor subunit beta-3-like. NCBI's taxonomy places the organism in Eukaryota, Metazoa, Mollusca, Bivalvia, Ostreida, Ostreidae. Gene Ontology annotation, molecular function: transmembrane signaling receptor activity; acetylcholine-gated monoatomic cation-selective channel activity. Gene Ontology annotation, biological process: monoatomic ion transmembrane transport; chemical synaptic transmission; signal transduction. The transcript is spliced from 6 exons. Gene Ontology annotation, cellular component: synapse; postsynaptic membrane; plasma membrane. Bases 169 to 1704 code for a protein of 511 amino acids. The record is from RefSeq and is a predicted model, not a curated record.